Messenger RNA from Ceratotherium simum simum (southern white rhinoceros), 2222 nucleotides. RefSeq names its product pleckstrin homology and RhoGEF domain containing G7 (gene PLEKHG7). The record is from RefSeq and is a predicted model, not a curated record. Gene Ontology annotation, biological process: Rho protein signal transduction. NCBI's taxonomy places the organism in Eukaryota, Metazoa, Chordata, Mammalia, Perissodactyla, Rhinocerotidae. Gene Ontology annotation, molecular function: guanyl-nucleotide exchange factor activity.
CUAUGAGCACAGGCGGAGUUCUGUAGUGCUCAACUUACCUGGACUGGAGGUGUUCCCCGGGGACCUUCUGGUGUCAGAUGGAGCUGCUGAUUACCUGUGCCACCCACUUCUGCUGCUGAAUUCAGAAUCCAAAAAGCCAAGAUGGCCUUUCUCCAAGAGAGGAGUGCAGGGCAAAGACAAACACAAGCAUGUGUCUGAUCUGGAAAACUGCCUCUCCUCUGUGAAGAUUACAGACUUCAGGGCCCAUGAGUUUCACAGCCUUAAGGAUAAGACCUGGAAUGAAGUCAUGGAAACAUAUCAAAAACGUCCUACUGUUCAAUUAGACUUGAGAAAGCAGCAAGAGGCCGUGUGGGAACUUUUCACAAGUGAAUGCAGUUAUUUCUUGGACCAUUUAUUAGUUCUUAAGAUGAUCUUCAUGAAUACACUAAAAUAUCUACAAACUCAUGAAUAUCUCCUGGAUGUGGAUUUAUGGAGACUUUUUGCAAACCUGGAGGAGUUAAGUCAGACAAGCUUCAGUUUUGUGAACGGUCUUUUCGGCAUCAUCAAGGACUAUGUUGACGCUUCUGAGAUUUCACCAUCAAUAGAUUUCAUUUCCGUGCUCACGAAGUAUUUCCGAGGAAGCCUCUGUCAGAGCCACCAGACCUACUGCCUGAAUUACUCAGCGGCUGUCUUUUAUCUUGAGAGCCUGAGGCAGAGAGAUGACUUUGGAAUUUAUUUAAAAUGGUGUGAGCAAAAUGAACAGUGCAGACGGCUUCACCUGCCUGAGCUACUAGUGGCCCCACUGCACAGGCUGACUCGAUACCCCCUGUUGCUGAAGAAUAUCUGGAAAAGGAGUACAGACUCUACUGAGAAAAUCCUGAUCUACUCCAUCAAGGAAAAGGUGGAAAAGUCAAUCCGGGAUCUUGAAGGAAAAGUGAAGUGGCUUGACAAUUUCCAAAAAUGUAGACAUCUACAGGAGAUUAUAGUGUGGCCUCCACUUUGGGAUAGAGAUAAAAGGUUUUUCAUUCCAGAGUGCCUGAGACAUGUUUUUAAAGAACACAUGGCAGAAAAUAUCUUGUCACCAACCAACAGACACCUUCUCUAUGAAGGAAAAUUAACUCUUGCAGAAAGCACAAGAUUCCUAGAUGUUUAUCUGUUUCUCUUUGAUGAUUUCCUCUUAGUUACGAAAACUAAGCGCAACAAAAAGAAACUUGGAGGCUCAGACACUGGUUUAAUGUGUCCUUCACUUACUCCUGAACUGCAAACAGUAAUAAAAGAGGGUGGUUCGUGUACAGUGCUCGAUCAGCCCAUUCCACUAGAUAGAUUGGUGGUCAAAAGUAUCGAUCCACUCCACGUGUCAGUCUUUGGGCUGAGAAAUGCUUUCCUUAUACAACAUGAAAACAGAUAUCAACAGUGUAUAGCAGCAUUCUUAUUACAAGCCCAAACGGAAAACAUCAAAAAAACAUGGAUGACACAAAUAACAGCAGCUGUCUCUUGCUUCACCAAGAGUCAAGAAACCAAGAAAAUAUCUUCACUCACACUGCCUGCAGAAUCCUCUGAAAUUUAGGGACCUAAAACAAGUGGCACACCUUUUUAGACAUUAGGAAUUAAGGUAUUCUUUCAUUCAAAUCUUUGUAACACUUAUCUAGUGAUAAGCUAGAAGGAAAUGUUCAUUUUAUAGGAGUUCCAGAAUUUGAGCUGGGAAAAUCCUCAGUAUAGAGGAAUAAUGACUGCAAUAAAUUUGAACUCUGAGGAAUUUCUUGGCAAGCAUAUACUGAUAUCCAGACUUAGAAUGUUUCAGUCGGGCUUGCAAGAGGUGUGGGUGAAGUAUGGUGCUAUUAUAAUUUGUAAAGGGUCAAUGAUCAGAAAAAUAGAGUGUCAGGAGGAACACAAUGUCCACUGCUUGUGUCCAGUGUGAAUUCUAACAUCUUACUUUGUGUAUAUCUAUAAUGAAACCAAUUUUCCUACAUGGCUUAUAAGUCAGUCUUACUGCUUUACAGUCCUACCUCACACACAAUGAUAAUAGUUCUUUUGAUACAAAGUUUGAUUGCACUUUUAAUAUAUUAAGCAAUAAAUAAAGUUUACAUUUUAAGAGCAGUUUUUAAAUUCCUAUUCUCCAACAGUUUACUUAUCUUGGGUAUACCAUAUAAUACUCUAACUUGGAAGUAGAAAAUCCCAAAGACUAAAUUCCAUUAAGGAAAAAAGCAAAUAUCUGUUCCAGUUUCACCAACUAACACUUUCAC